Melopsittacus undulatus (budgerigar) is the source of this 4390-nucleotide messenger RNA. RefSeq names its product regulator of G protein signaling 5 (gene RGS5). NCBI's taxonomy places the organism in Eukaryota, Metazoa, Chordata, Aves, Psittaciformes, Psittaculidae. Bases 75 to 620 code for a protein of 181 amino acids. The record is from RefSeq and is a predicted model, not a curated record. The transcript has 5 exons.
CAGACUGAGCCACUGCCUGCUUUAGACAUCGUUCACACCCUUCUCCUGGCCGAGGAAAGCUACAGCCUACCAAGAUGUGCAAAGGACUAGCAGCGCUGCCCCACACAUGCUUGGAGAGGGCCAAGGAGAUCAAGACCAAGCUGGGCACAUUGCUCCAGAAACCUGACUCAGCCAUUGACUUCAUUAUCCCCUAUCCAGAGAAGCCGGAAAAGCCUUCCAAGGCCCAGAAGCCAUCACUGGAGGAGGCUCUGCAGUGGCGUGAUUCCCUGGAGAAGCUCCUGCAAAACCCCUAUGGGCUCGCCAGCUUCCACAGCUUCCUGCGCUCUGAGUUCAGUGAGGAGAACAUUGAGUUCUGGAUGGCCUGCGAGGACUACAAGAAAACCAAGUCCCCCAUGAAGAUGGCGGAGAAGGCCAAAAAGAUCUAUGAGGAGUUCAUUCAGACUGAGGCACCCAAAGAGGUGAACAUCGACCACUUCACCAAGGCUGUGACCAUGAAGAACCUGGUGGAGCCAUCACCAAGCAGCUUUGACAUGGCCCAGAAGAGGAUUUUUGCCCUGAUGGAGAAAGACUCACUACCCAGAUUUGUGCGGUCGGAGUUCUAUCAAGAGUUAAUCAAGUAGCAAUGUGGCAGGGCUGUGCGAGGCGUUCCCUGCGGGCGGCCCCUCUGCUUCUAUCUAAACACCUGCCCCUUCUCCUCAGCCGCUUUACUUUCUUGAUACCACCCUAGAGGAGCACCCAGGAGCAUUGCUAAGCAUCCCCGCCUGUGCUUUGGACUGUCAGAUGUCCUGUUGUUUCCUCUCUUACAGUCUCUUUCCUCUCCCAUGAAAGACCAGUUAGCAGAAACCCCUCUGAUCCUCCCUGGGUUUGGGACCCAGAAGGGUGGGAGCAGCUCCAGCCCUGCAGUGACUGGGAGCUGGCAAGUUCCUAGCACUGUGGGUCUUGGCUUUAGUUGGAGGCUUAGAGGUUCCAGCUCUGCCUUCUCUAGGACAUCUUAGGACGUGACAAUUUUUCUUCCAGUUUUGCCAAAAUCAUUGGUCUAGCCCAGGCUUGCCCCCUUCUCCCAGCUUCCCAGGGUGUUGCUGUGGCUGCAUAGGGUACCCUGUGGGUGCUGCCCUCCCUGGCUAAGUCCUGUAGUCCUGGGGUGCAGGCUGGGGCAUGUCCAUCAAGGGACUGGUGUCACCUGGUCUUCAGAAAGCAGAUCAUCAGCAGGAACAGUGACAGCUGUAUGGCUGGGACAGCAGGGUGGCAGGGAUGGUGGAAUGGCAGGGCCAGCUGAGCCAGGAGCUGCAUGGCCAUGUGCUGCAGGGUGCACUGGGCUGGUAUGAGGGGUGGCAGAGUGAGCCUGCACCACCACUUCCCCUGUGACUCCUCCUGGAGUCAGCUGUGAGGCAGUCUCUUUGCUUCACACUAAAGACAGUAAAGAGGAGAAAAUGAGAUCUGUUUGCUCAAAACACCAGGACUGUUUAGCAACCCAGACUUCCUGCUCGCUCCAACCACUUGCACGAUGUACUGAGCUCAUAGCCUGCAGCCUGUGGCCCUGUCCCCAGUGCCUGCGUGCAGCCCUAUGCAGGACUGCAGCUUCAGGUGUUGCUGCAGUGAUUUCUUGCUCCUGUUGCUUCUCUCUGCAGUAGGCAUGCCGAAGCGAUACUUCUGCACAAACCCAAUUGAGGGGCAUCGAUUAGAGGAGGAAGGAAAAUCAUGUUGGGGCCGAAAAAGCUGCAAUUGCAACCGUUUAGAGCUGAUUAAAAAAACAACCCACCCCCCCUCCCCCACAAACACAAACACAAUACCAUUAUUGGAGAUAUGAAAAAUAAACCCCUGGCUUCUUGAACAGAUGGCAAAAUCUGCUGAGUUUGUGUAGCCUGCAUCUCUCUCUUCUGCCUCCUCCAAUCUGCCCAGGACAUGUGUUUCUAUAAGGCUGUCUCUUAAAAAGACCAGCUCUUUUGAAAUGAUUCAAAGCCAGCCCACUAUUCACCACCACAAGAAAUCACAUAUGAGGAUAGGGCAAGGGCAUAUCUGAAAGGCAGCUGGGGUCUCAUCUCAGCUUCGAGGCGAAUGUGAUGAACCCCUGGGCUCUGGGACAUUUCAUCCCCAUGAUGGUUUCCUGGUGAAGCAUCCACAAGGCCAUGGCUUGAAAUGAGCUGCUUCAGCUGGCAACCUGACAAACGCCAGCAAAAUAACAAGCACCCAAGCUCCCAUCAGGCAUCCCGGACCAGCCACCCCCUCAGGCCGCUCAACCUCAACUGCAGGUCAUGAGACUCUGUAUGAAAUGCAGUAACAUAAACAAGGGGUUUGCCAGCCUCUUCUAGACUUUCAAAAUCUGAUCAAAUCCCCACCAGCCCCAAAUAUUUACACAGUGUCACUAUGGUGAUGAAGAAAAAUACAUCCCGAACUGCAGGAAGUGGGCCAUGUUUUCCAGGCAGGGAUGGGGAGGCAGGAGAAGAAUGGAGGCCACACAAACGUGGUAUUUUCUAACUCUGGAGCAAAUGGCCUGGGAAAGUCAGUGCUGGAACUGCAGAGGGUGAUGCUCACAGGGCAUUCCCCUGGGGUGAGCGUGGGGAGCAGCUUGGGUGGCCCAAAGAGCCCAAGGGAACCCCAAGCAGCAGGAGGGAUCCAUCAAGAGGGUGCAGGUUCCCCCAGCAGUGCCCACUGCCCAGAGCUGGUGGGCAGCAAGGGGGAGGCAGGAGCAGAGCUGGGCACAGGCUGGGGACUUGGCCAACCUUUCUGCUGCAGGGUGCUCCCACCACCUCCUCCCAUGUGUGCUCCCUGUACUCUCCUAAUGCCUCCACAGACUGGUGUCAGUACAAGCAGGUUCAGCAUGUUCAAGCUCCCUAUUUACAGCAUGACUCAGAAAUGCAAAUCCAGACAGGCUUCCCUGCAUAAAGACCUAGAUCAUUCAUUUUCACUUAAGCCUCUGGCUGCUAUUUCCAGAUACUGUUGCACAUUUCGCAGUUUAAAUGCCAACACCAGCGCCAUAGAGGGUGGGAUGCUGCUGGAGGCUGGCUUGCUGUAUGCCAUCAAAACCUGAGAUGAGACCAGUUGCAACAGCGAUGUGUGGGGCACGGAGAAGGUGUCUAGGUAUGUUCUGCUGAAAAGAAGGGUGGAGGCUGGAUUCAGGAGAGAUGAAACAGCUCUAUUGGAAAUCCCUCCCCAGCUUGCUUUCUGCUGCAGUGCUGGAAGCCUUUUUUAGGGGGUGAUUGAACAAGUGCCAGUGAUCUGCUAGGUGGCCAUAAAAUGUGGCCCCUGAAGCAUUUUGGAGCUCUCGGGAAGUUGUGUUUGUGUAGAAGGGUCAUUUGGCUAAUUACUCAAGCAGGCUCAUCCCAGAAAGGCAACAAUACCUGUACCUUUGCCACAGCAGAGCAUUCCACAGGCCCAGUGGUAUUUACUGUUGGGCUAAUCCUAACCAUCAUAUAUCUUCAUAUAUUUUAUCACACUGGUCUUGUGAUACUUGGCAUAUGUAUGAGCACUAUACACACAACAUUGUGCAUCUGUAUCCAUAUACUCAUAUAUAAAUAUACACACAUACAUAUAUGCAAUACUCCUAACGUGGGCAUCUGGAUCCCUAGUGAGUCAGAGAGCCAAAAAGUAGUUUCUGGUUAUUAUGCUUGUGAUCUGUCAGAGAGAUGAGCAUGGGCAGGUUGAGCACAGCCUCAGACCUUGUGCAGGGAAACCCUGGCCAUCUGCCUGAGUGAACGCGAAGGUGCAUCUUCCAAAACAUCCUCCAGAAUCACCCUGUGCUGUGGCUGCUGGUGCACCCUGGCACUGGAGCUGACACAGGAGGCAGGUCUUGUGCUCUCUGAAGGACCCCAACCCUGCUGUGGGGCAAGGUAACCCCAUGCUGCAGCCAGGUCUUCAGACACCAGGUACUGCCUCAGUGCCUCCCUGGAUCCCGCUUCCCACCAUGGGGACAUGUGGAGAAGGGCUCCCUGCAGCUGCAUCACUUGGAAUAAUGCAAGGGGAUCAUUUGCUGUGUGUUUUCUGGUUGUUCCAGUGACCCAGACCUCACGCCCCCCCAGCCAUGGUGUGAUGCACCCAGCUCUCCCCCAACACAGUGACUGAGGACUGUGCUGGUGUUGCCUGGUCCCAACCUUGGGGACUGCCCAGGGGUGGCUGAGGGUGUCCCAGGGCUCGUCCAGGCUCCCCCCAUUCCUUGGUCACUUCUUGGAGGGUGCUGAGUGCUGUGGCCAAGGGCUGAAAUGAGAUCAGGAGGGGCAAUUGGCUCCUGACACAAGAAGCAGGUUUUCAGGCUGAUGUUCUCUGUGUGCUUUCCACUACAGAUCUUCAUAUGGGGAAGACAUGGGCACAGGUGUGCACUGAGGAACUGAUUGUGUUAACACAUGUUCUUGUACUACUCGGUAAUCCACACAUAAACAUGUUAUUUCUGCUACUA